Molecule: messenger RNA, 1787 nt
Organism: Dunckerocampus dactyliophorus (ringed pipefish)
Lineage: Eukaryota; Metazoa; Chordata; Actinopteri; Syngnathiformes; Syngnathidae
Gene: spag6
Product: sperm associated antigen 6
Exons: 11
Coding region: 95-1618 (507 amino acids)
Biological process (GO): filopodium assembly; neuron projection extension; epithelial cilium movement involved in extracellular fluid movement
Cellular component (GO): microtubule cytoskeleton; sperm principal piece; acrosomal vesicle
Molecular function (GO): microtubule binding
Source: RefSeq, a predicted model, not a curated record
CUUCGUGCGGCUGAACGACGUCACUCAUGUUGCCAUUUUCUGCACACAGGUUUGAAAAAUAUCCUUGAAGCCAUCGCAAUUGGAGGCCAACACGAUGACUCAAAGGCAGAUCGUUCAAGUAUUCGAGCAGUAUAACAAAUCAAGAAUGCAGUUUGUGCAAACGGUUGCUGAUUUGGCAGAUCGACCACAAAACAUAGAAAUCCUCCAAAAAGCGGGUGUCAUGUCCAUGCUGAGGCCCCUGAUGCUGGACGUGGUUCCUGGCAUCCAGCAGAAAGCAGCCUUGGCUUUGGGACGACUGGCUGACCACAACGUUGACCUAGCAGAGUCUUUGGUGAAAGAGGACAUCCUGCCUCAGCUCAUCCGCUCCCUGACCCUGCAAAAUAGGUUAUAUAAGAAAGCAGCAGCAUUUGUCCUGCGAGCGGUGGCCAAACACUCCCCUGAACUGGCUCUGGCGGUGGUGACAAACGGGGGUGUGGACGCGCUGGUUCUCUGUCUCGAAGAGUUUGACCCCGGUGUGAAAGAAGCUGCUGCUUGGGCUCUGGGCUACAUUGCGCGACACAACGAGGCCUUGUCCCAGUCCAUUGUGGACGCAGGUGCCGUCCCCAUGCUGGUGUUGUGCCUCCUGGAGCCUGAGAUCGCCCUCAAACGCAUCGCCGCCUCGGUGCUCAGCGACAUCUCCAAACACACGCCAGAAUUGGCCCAAAUCGUGGUGGAAGCUGGCGCCAUUGCACACCUGGCACAGAUGAUCCUCAACCCAGACACCAAACUCAGGAGGCAGGUAUUCUCUGCUCUGGGCCAGAUCAGCAAACACUCCGUCUGCUUGGCAGAAUUGGUGAUUGAGGCGGACGUCUUUCCUGCAGCCAUGAUGUGCCUCAGGGACCCGGACGAGUGUGUCAAAAAAAACGUCACCAUCCUGAUGAGGGAGGUGGUUAAACACACCCCUGAGCUGUCGCAGGUGAUAGUGAACUGUGGCGGAACCUCAGAAGUGAUCACCUACCUUGGGGAGUGCCGUGGAAGUCUGAGGUUGCCAGGGAUCAUGAUGUUGGGUUAUGUGGCAGCGCACAGUGAGAACCUGGCCAUGGCUGUCAUUCUUUCCCAGGGGUUGCUCCAGCUGGCUCUGUGUCUAUCAGAGGAGACGGAACAUCACAUCAAGGCCGCCACGGCCUGGUGCAUAGGCCAGAUAGGACAUCACACGCCUGUGCACGCCAAGGCCGUGGCCACCGCUAACCUGCUACCCAAGCUGCUACAACUCUACACAGAUGCCAGCAGCUCAGAAGACCUGCAGACCAAAAGUAAAAAGUCCCUGAAGAUGAUCCUGCAGAAGUGUACCUUCCUGCCGGCACUGGAGUCCCUCCUCUAUGAUGCACCAACGAACAUCAUCAAACACGUAGUCUGCCAGUUCAGCAAGGUGUUACCACAUGACAAUCAGGCUCGCCGACAGUUUGUCACCAGCGGGGGGUUAAAGAAAGUGCAGGAGAUCCAGGCGGAGCCAGGCUCCCCCCUGCAGGAGCACAUUAAUUCCAUCAACAGCUGCUUCCCAGAGGAGAUCGUCAGGUACUACUCCCCAGGCUACUCAGAGGUGUUGCUAGAGCGCUUGGAGAAUUUUAAGCCAUCCUGAGACCAGCUUGCAUUUCCUGUGCAACAUCGCUGUAAAUACAUGUGCUUCACGUACAGCACGCCUCAGAUCUUCAGUACACCGCUGGUUGUUUGGACGUUCUUGAUAGAAUGUAGGAUAUCAUCAAAUCAUACAGACUGCUGAUGGGAAUAUGCUGAAAUAAGUAGAUUAC